This is a messenger RNA of Erigeron canadensis, 1792 nucleotides long. Its product is annotated as cytochrome P450 93A2-like. Bases 1 to 1524 code for a protein of 507 amino acids. The record is from RefSeq and is a predicted model, not a curated record. The transcript has 2 exons. Gene Ontology annotation, molecular function: oxidoreductase activity, acting on paired donors, with incorporation or reduction of molecular oxygen; heme binding; monooxygenase activity. NCBI's taxonomy places the organism in Eukaryota, Viridiplantae, Streptophyta, Magnoliopsida, Asterales, Asteraceae.
AUGAUUGACUUUGAAGCCUGCUUUCCUUUCUUUAUUGCAUGUCUCAUACCCACCAUCUUAGUAUGGGUGUUUUCAAAAUCUACUUGUCCUAAAUCUCAUUUUCCGCCGACCCCAUUUGCCCUUCCGAUCAUUGGACAUCUCCACCUACUAUCAUCGAUCCCUCAUCAAGCUUUUCACAAGCUUUCGUAUCGAUAUGGGCCCAUAUUUCGUCUCUUUCUAGGCUCUAAACCUGGUAUUAUUGUUUGUUCACCAGAAAUAGCAAAAGAAUUCCUUAAGACACAUGAACAUAUGUGUUUAGAUAGAGCCCGAAGCUCAGCCACAGAUUACCUUAGUUACGGAAACAAAGGCUUGGUGGUUGCUCCUUAUGGAGUGUACUGGAAGUUCAUGAAAAAGAUAGUUAUGUCAAAUCUCCUAAAUGGAAGAACACUAGACAUGUUUAGUCUAGUUAGACAUAAAGAGGUAUAUAGAUUUAUAAAUUCAAUGUCAAAAAAGGCUAGAGUUGGGGAGGGUGUGAAUCUUGGCAAGGAGCUAAUGAAGUUGUCUAACAACGUGAUAUCAAUAAUGUUGAUGGGUGAUAGAUGUACAGAUGAUAAGAAAGAUGUUGCGGACGAUUUGAUGAACUUGGUGGCUGAUAUGUUUCAGGCAAUUGGAACCUUUAACCUUUCUGAUUACAUAUGGUUGUUAAAGAGUCUAGACUUACAGGGAGUAGGGAAAAUAGCAAAGAAGCUUCGUGCGAGAUUAGAUGUAAUGAUAGAGAGGAUCAUAAAAGAGCAUGAAGAGGCAAGAGAGCAUGGUGGAGAAAUAAAAGACUUGCUCCACAUUUUACUCGAUAUAGAACAGGAUGAGAGCAUGGAGAUAAAGUUGAGCAGAGAAUACAUUAAAGCCUUCAUCAUGGACAUCCUGCUUGCUGCAACAGACACUUCAGCGGCUACCAUGGAAUGGGGUUUAUCACAACUAAUCAAUCACCCAAAUAUCAUGAAAAAGGCACUUGAAGAAAUCCAUCAAGUUGUCGGUGAAAACAGACUUUUGCAAGAAUCGGACAUACCAAACCUUCCAUACCUCCAAGCAAUUGUUAAGGAAACGUUACGUCUCCAUCCACCUUUCCCAAUGUUUGUAAGAAAAUCAACAGAAGAUUUCAUGGUGGCAGGUUACCAUAUUCCAGCAAAAACUAUAGUUUUUAUCAAUGUGUGGGCCCUUGGCAGAGACCCAAAUCAUUGGGAAAGCCCGCAUGAAUUUCGGCCUGAAAGAUUCCAAGGAAAAGAGAACGAUAUAGAUGUAAGAGGGCAACAUUUUCAUAUGUUACCAUUUGGUAGUGGGAGGAGGAUGUGUCCCGGAAUAUCACUUGCGCAUUUUAUGGUACACACAACACUUGGGACAAUGAUUCAAUGCUUUGACUGGAAGGCUGGCAAAGAUGGAAAUCUAUCAAGUGUUGAUAUGGAAGAGGGGGUUGGGCUCACGCUUACUAAAGCCAACCAUUUGGUAUGUGUCCCGGUGGCUCGUAUUGAUCCUAUCCCAUUAAUGUAACAUGUCAUGCAUAAUGCAUGUAUAACCUUCUAUCCACUCGUCCCCGUGUUAGCAUCUUUACAACUAAUUAAAAUAAGAGGAAAUCACAUCUAUCCAUUUCAUGUAUUAACCUUCUAUCCACUCGUCCCCGUGGUUGUCAAUUGUCUUAAUAGUUGUUGUCUUUAUUUCUUGUUUCUUUUUUAUUUUUGCGGGUUACUCAAAACUUGUUUGGAAUUGCAUCAAAAACAUCACGAAGUGAAAACCGGUGGCUCGGACUUCGUUGAUGAGU